Molecule: messenger RNA, 1619 nt
Organism: Austrofundulus limnaeus
Lineage: Eukaryota; Metazoa; Chordata; Actinopteri; Cyprinodontiformes; Rivulidae
Product: bone morphogenetic protein receptor type-2
Exons: 11
Biological process (GO): cellular response to growth factor stimulus; BMP signaling pathway; protein phosphorylation
Cellular component (GO): signaling receptor complex; plasma membrane
Molecular function (GO): ATP binding; transforming growth factor beta receptor activity
Source: RefSeq, a predicted model, not a curated record
UUCUCCCCAGAUUGUGUUUUUUUGUGCUUCCCCCAGCAGUCUUUGCUUCAAAGAAGACAGUGUGCUUUCCAAGUGAACAACAAGACAGAUCUGAAAUACACUGCUUCUGGUGAUGUGAUUGGAAAUGUGCAACACUGUAAAAACACCAGCUGCUGUGAGGCCAGUUACCAGAUAAUAAAUGAGCAGCUGAAGGUUGUAUCGCUUGCUUGUAGUGUGUUACAAUAUGAGCUCUGCCCGGAAGAAACCUGCAAGAGCCCAAACCACUUCAGGUAUCCGUACAUCAGGUGUGUUUGCAACACAGACCUGUGCAACAGCAACAUUACAGUGACUCCAGCAGGAGAGCAGCCGCUGCUCACACACUCCUUCUGUGCAGUUGAAGCCAUAAUGGUCGCAGUUCUUUGCACUACUGUCAUCAUAAUUUUUGCUUUGAGCUGGAGAAUACUCAGAGAAAAGAAAACCAAGAUGAAGAACCAAAAUGAAGAGGAGAAUCUACAGUCUUGCAACAUCCGGCCACCGUGUUCCUGUCAAACAAAAGCCUCCGAGAGCGACAUCACCGACAUUGAACUACAGGAGGUUGUGGGCCAUGGGCGCUUUGCAACUGUUUUUCAGGGSAGGUACAAGAACUCUGUGGUGGCUGUAAAGGUGUACUCUGCAGGCUGGAAGCACAUGUUCACUACAGAGAAGGAGGUUUAUGAGCUGCCACUGAUGGAGCACAGCRGGAUUGUUCAGUUCUUGGGUGCUGGGAGGAAACCAGAUGAUGGCAGUUGGAUCAUUGUUCUUCACUAUGCUGAAUUAGGUUCUCUUCAUUCCUUCCUGUGUAAACACACCAGCAGCUGGAUGAUGUCACUGAAGCUGUGCCAGUCCUUAUCGCAGGGACUUUCCUAUCUCCACUCUGACCUCCGGAGCCAUGGUGUGCACAAACCUCCUGUGGCCCACAGAGACCUGAGCAGCUUCAAUGUUCUGGUGAAAGCAGAUGGCACCUGUGCCCUUUGUGACUUCGGAUCCUCCACCGUCCUGCGGUUUUGCUCAGGCUAUCGUUUCUGGCAGAACCACGUGACAAAGAUGAAGGGUCAGGCUCAGUUCGGCACGCUGCACUACAUGCCUCCUGAGUUCCUGGACGGCUCUGUGAACCUGAGCAGCAGCUCCUUUCUCAUGCAGGGGGACAUCUACGCACUGGGACUGAUUCUGUGGGAGAUAUGGAUGCGCUGCACUGAUUUAUUUGAGGGUGGCAUUGCUCCACAGCAUCUGCUGCCCUAUCAGCUGGAGCUGGAAGCCAGUGUGACUCAGGAGAGGCUCUUUCUGAUCGUGUCUGAGAUGGACAAGAGGCCCAUCAUACCCGAUUACUGGGGGACGCUAUCACAGGGCUCUGCGAUGAAGGAGCUCCUGACGGCCUGCUGGGACCGUGACAUGGACGCCCGACUCACAGCUCCGUGUGUUGAGAACAGAUUAGUCUCGCUAACGUCUUCUUACCCACAUUGACCCUUUUAAAGUCUUGACUCAAUUGAUUUGUACUGCGAACGUGUGCUCUCUUUUUGUCAUUGCUUUAGUKGUUCACUUGGUUGAUUGUAAGAAGCUCACUGACUAACAAUUAAUGUGUAUGAUUUACUUAUAAACCUUCA